This is a messenger RNA of Camellia sinensis, 2993 nucleotides long. Its product is annotated as pentatricopeptide repeat-containing protein At2g20540. Lineage: Eukaryota; Viridiplantae; Streptophyta; Magnoliopsida; Ericales; Theaceae. Gene Ontology annotation, molecular function: RNA binding; protein binding. Gene Ontology annotation, biological process: RNA modification. The record is from RefSeq and is a predicted model, not a curated record.
GAAACAACUAUAACUCUCUUGCAUAAGGUGUAUUUGAGCUUGAACACCAGAAAACUCAAUUGGGCUCGGCUUUGCUUACAUGGGACUCACAUUCCAUGUAAGAGUGUUAUAUUAGAUUUUGUGAUCGAAUUUGGAAUACAUAUAAUGACUUAUAUUGACAGUGACGUGGCUUUAUUGGAAUUGGGCUGUUUGGUCUUCGCUCUUAUUUCAAGUGAUCAGCCCCAUCCUUUCACACUACUGAGCCCAUUGUUGAAACUUGAGAGCCCAAAGUUCAAUUUCAAUUUUUUUUCAAAUCAAAUCAAUCCAACAUUUUGAAAUCAAGUUUUUUCGGUUAUUUUCGUUCUCUAUCGUUCGUCUCUUUCUUCGCGCCAUGAAAUGAAUCACACUCUCUCUCAUCUUCUACAGAGCUGCCAAACCCUCAGAUUCUUAAAAUCCAUUCAUGCCCGUCUUACAAUCGACGGCUCAAUCGCCUCCUCCGACUUUAUUCUCAACAAAAUCCUCCGACUCUACUCGCGUUUUGGUGCCACUGAGUAUGGUCGCAAGCUGUUCGAUAAAAUUCCCCAACCAAAUUCCUUUCUUUGGACAUCAGUGAUUCAUGGGUAUGCUGAAAAUUUUCAAUACACAGAAGCUCUCACGCUGUUUUCCAGGAUGCAAAGUGAAUCUGUGGAACCUUUGAAUUUCACUAUUUGUUCGGUGCUCAAGGCUUUAGCUCGACAAACUAGAUUAAAAGAUGGGGAGGCAGUUUUCGGGUUUGUUUUGAAAUAUGGAUUUGGGUAUGAUUUGAUAGUGCCAAAUGCGUUGCUUGAUUUGUUUAUGAGGUGUGGGAAAGUUGAUUUUGCCAGACGGGUGUUCAAUGAGAUGCAUGAAAGAGAUGUUGUUUCUUGGAAUUCAAUGAUAUCUGGAUAUGGGAAUAACGGUAGAGUUGAUACUGCUCGUGAGUUGUUUGACAUCAUGGUUGAGAGGAAUGUGAUUUCGUGGACGAGCAUGAUUUGUGGAUAUGCUAAGGCUGGUGAUAUGGUCGAGGCACAUGCUCUUUUUGAGGCAAUGCCUCUCAAAGACUUGGCCUCUUGGAAUGUGAUGAUUUCUGGGUAUAUGGAGGUGGGUGAUCUCAAUGUAGCUCGCUUUGCUUUUGAAGCAAUGAAAAUCCGUGAUGUUGGGACUUGGAAUCUGAUGAUUUCAGGCUUUUGCAAAGCUGGAGAAGUAGAAUCUGCAAAAGAAUACUUCAAUAGAAUGCCAAGUAAAAAUGUUGCGUCGUGGGCCAUAAUGAUUGACGGUUAUAUCAAAGCUAGAGAAAUUGAUAGUGCUAGGAGUUUAUUUGAUCAAAUGCCCGAGAAGAAUCUGGUCACUUGGUCUACAAUGAUUGGCGGCUAUGCUAAAAAUGGGCAGCCUCGUUCUGCGUUGGAAUUGUUUGAACAUUUCAAGAAGCAAGGCAUAGAACCAGAUGAAACUUUUAUAUUAGGAAUCAUCUCGGCUUGCUCACAAUUAGGGAUUUUAGAUGCAGCUGAAUCUAUUAUUCAAAACUAUGUAGGACCCUCACUUUUUUCUAAUUUGCGGGUUGUCACUAGUUUGAUAGAUAUGUAUGCAAAGUGUGGAAGCAUUAAGAAGGCAUUUCAAGUGUUCAAAACAGCUAAUCGUAAAGACUUGCUCUGUUACAGCACCAUGAUAGCAGCAUUCGCAAAUCAUGGAUUGGGUCAAGAUGCAAUUUCUUUGUUCGAUGAAAUGCAUAGGGCAAAGGUUAGACCCGAUGGAGUAGCUUUUCUUGGUGUCUUGUCUGCUUGUAAUCAUGGGGGCCUUGUCCAUGAAGGAAAGUGGUAUUUUAAACAAAUGAUUGAAGCAUUUGGUAUUCGACCAUCAGAAAAACACUACGCUUGCAUGGUUGGCCUUCUUGGCCGUGCUGGUUGCCUUGAGGAGGCACACGACCUUAUAGGCAGUAUGCCUAUGGGACCCACUUCAGUUAUGUGGGGUGCUUUACUUGCAGCUUGUGCAGUCAAUUGCAAUAUUCAGCUGGCUGAAACUGCAGCAGCUGAGCUAUUCAAGUCCGAGCCGGAUAAUUCUGGUAAUUAUAUUCUAUUAUCCAAUAUCUAUGCUGCCUCUGGGCGAUGGCAUGAUGUUGCGAAAGUGCGAGCAAUGAUCAGGGAGAAACAGGUGAGGAAGAAUAGAGGUUCUAGUUGGUUUGAGCUGGGCUCUGUUGUCCAUGAAUUUGUCAUGGGAGAUGUGUCACAUUCUGAGUCAGAUAACAUAUAUUUGAUAUUAAAUUUACUCGGGGAAGAUAUGAAGCUUUCAGGAUAUGUAAUUGAUGCCAAAAAGAAUUAUUUUUUGCGACUCUCUACUGCAUGCCAUCAUUUCUCAUCCUCUUGCAAUGAUGUUGAAGAUGUAUCAGAAGCUUGAAAUGUAUGAGACAACCUAUGCAAUACCCAUUUAUGGUAGCAGAAUUUGUCAACCAGAUUAUCUCCAAUGCUGAUAAGUCAAUUUGGAUAACGAGGCAUUGUUUAGUCUGAUUUGAACUAUAUAAUCAGGUUCACAAACAUCAUAGUUUGUAAAAAUCUUGUUCUUUGUUAUAGGUGUUCAUGGGCAUUCUUCAAGUUUCAAGAAUUUGAGCAAAAGCACUUCAAAAAACAAACCUGAUCAAGUAUGCAGGAGCCCAGCUAGCAAAAGAAAAGAGAGGAGGCUGACAACCAGACUAGUAUAUUAGGACUUGCAAUUACAACAGGUAAGAGAAAAAUGCGUUCACACUCGGUUUUAAUGAGUCAUCUUUCAUAAACCUGUUGUUUGUCUCCCAUCUUAUUUCUCAAGUACCUGUAUGCUCCAUUUUGUUACUGAGAAGGCAGACAAAAUUAAAAGCAAAGUUCGAUCAUUAAAGGUAAAGCAAAGUAGAACGGGCUAGAAUUUUCAAACCAUUUAUUUGACAUACUGUAGAACAGAUGUCUUUUUACCUCGUGAACUUCACAUCCUGACUUAAGUUAAAAAAUUAAAGUUCACUGAACCUUUUCCUU